AUGAAGGUCCUCGUGGCUACCAUCUUUGUCCUUCUCUGCACCAUGGCCCUCUGCUCUUAUGCACAAGAAAGGGUUUACACCCCACCCACCUGCUUCUUCACCUACACCUCCCAGAAAAUCCCCCACAGAAAAGUGGUUAACUAUUUUAAGACCAGCAGCCAGUGCCCCAGAUCUGGUAUCAUGUAACUUAUUCACCAGAAAGGCGCAUAUAUCUGUGCCAAUCCCACUGACAACUGGGUCCAGGAAUACUUCAGGGACCUGGAGAAGAACCCCUGA
This is a messenger RNA of Physeter macrocephalus (sperm whale), 276 nucleotides long. Its product is annotated as C-C motif chemokine 3-like. Gene Ontology annotation, biological process: immune response; eosinophil chemotaxis. NCBI's taxonomy places the organism in Eukaryota, Metazoa, Chordata, Mammalia, Artiodactyla, Physeteridae. Gene Ontology annotation, molecular function: chemokine activity. The record is from RefSeq and is a predicted model, not a curated record. Gene Ontology annotation, cellular component: extracellular region. The transcript has 3 exons.